Messenger RNA from Pseudogymnoascus destructans, 1086 nucleotides. RefSeq lists its product as uncharacterized. Lineage: Eukaryota; Fungi; Ascomycota; Leotiomycetes; Thelebolales; Thelebolaceae. The transcript is spliced from 5 exons. The coding region runs from base 1 to 1086 and encodes 361 amino acids. The record is from RefSeq and is a predicted model, not a curated record.
AUGACCGACUAUUCAACUACGACAACGACUUCGUGCUCAAGAACAACUACUUGCGAUGGGGCAGAUACUAAAACGACAGAAACUGCAGGAGCGUGUUCGUUAUCGCUGGAUGCUGUAUUUUCCAGCGAUGCUUUUGCUGCUGGUACAAUGGUAUCCGGAACCUUGGUUCCAACGGUUCUGAUUCGUGAUGACUUGUUUUACGAAUUUGAAGUAUAUAACAUCUACGGUUGGGCGACAGACGGCGGCGACUCCUUACAUAACCAGGAAAAAGGCUGUGGUGCUUUAACAGGAUGGGAUUUUAUCGCCGCUACUUCCAGUUCAUCCGCAUCUGCUUACUUCAACCUGCCAUUCCUCAUCAAGACCGGCUGUGUCGAGCGCGCCAUCGUAUCAGCUGGUGGGCCUAAACUGUCGUGUCAGUACCAGGACCAUACGUACGACAAGAGAGACGUGCCGGCGUCAGUGCUACCCAGCUUGCGUCCGGAGACCGUGACACCCAACUACACGUACUCGACGACAUUCACGUCUGCACCUGCCUAUACACCGAUGACGUGGGGCCCUGUACCGAUUCCCGGAAGCGGACCAAAAUCGACUUCUGUAUCAUCCACUACGACGACAACAACCAGUUCGAGCACCACGACAUCUGUCACAGCUCCUGGGCCCACACAGUCAGGAAUUACCAGCAACUGUGAUCGGUAUUACGUGGUCCAACAAGGUGAUUCUUGUGCAUCCGUCGAAUCCAAGUUCGGCAUCAGUUUCGCCCAGCUCUACGCCUGGAACCCCGCCAUCGGAAGCGACUGGACCAGUCUCUGGCUCGACGAAGCUUACUGUGUCGGUGUUUCGGGAGGUUCCUCUACUACAGGCACUACAUCUUCUACCACAUCGCCGGCUGUGACAGCGCCGGCACCAACACAAUCUGGUAUCACGGGUUCUUGCACACAAUACUAUGUCGUGAAAUCCGGCGAUUCGUGCGGAGCGGUCGAGUCAGAAUUUGACAUUACAUUCUCGCAGUUCUAUGCGUGGAACCCGGCGAUCGGAAGUGAUUGUACGAGUUUGUGGGUUGAUGAGGCUUAUUGCGUUGCUGUGUAA